Molecule: messenger RNA, 851 nt
Organism: Lobosporangium transversale
Lineage: Eukaryota; Fungi; Mortierellomycota; Mortierellomycetes; Mortierellales; Mortierellaceae
Exons: 3
Coding region: 94-753 (219 amino acids)
Biological process (GO): glutathione metabolic process
Molecular function (GO): glutathione transferase activity
Source: RefSeq, a predicted model, not a curated record
CAAUCAUCACCAACAACUUCCUCUUUCACUCAAGCCAACACAAACCCCUAUAAGAUCUGGAGACUAGAAGCCAGUAGAUCUAUAUUAUAAAACAUGCCAUUCCUUGAACCCAAUGACAAUUCAACUUAUGUCGUCAAGUAUAUGAACUUGAUGGGUCGCGCAGGUGUCAUCCGAGUCCUCCUUCAUUUGGCAGGCGCAAACUAUAAAAACGAAUUCAUCACUAUGGAUCAAGUCGCUGCCGACAAAUCUGCAUUCCCGUUUGGUCAUUUGCCCGUUCUAGUCGAACAUCGUACUGAUGGCACCACCUUUGAAUUGGCAGAGUCCCUCGCUAUCGAGCAUUAUCUCGCUGAAAAGUUUGGCUUACUCGGUUCAACGCCUCAGGAAGCCGCCACCUACAAAUCUGUCGCGUUCAAUAUAUACAUGGAACUCUACGUUUAUUGCUUCGCUUCCUCUAUUCCAAUCCAUGAACAGAUUGCCGACUCUGCCUCAGAAUUUAAUGUCAAAGCUCUCCCCAACUUCUUGUCCUCACAUGAGCGUUGGCUAAACAAAAAUGGCAAUAAUGGCCAUUAUUUUGGUAAUACACUCUCCUAUCCUGACCUCGUUAUGCUCAAUUGGGUCCGACUCUUGAGUAUGUUUGGUAUCAAAUUGGACGAGAAAAGCCCCAUUCGGAAAUUGGAACAGACCAUCAAGGCUUUGCCUCAAUGGAAGGGCCAAUACGAAAAGUUCCAUCCUACAAGUACAAUCGAACCUUGAUUUGUGAUGUUAAAGUCAGAGAGUUAGAAUGUCAAUCAAAAGGAAGCCUGAAUAAUAUCACAUAUCCAAGAAAAAUAGCAUUGAUAAUAAAAGUAAGG